CAGCUGCGGAUGGGAAUUCUUGGUGCUGCUCUGAGGACGGGAUUUACCGAAAUUACGAGGAGAAUGGCAACGCUUGUGUCUCUGAGGAAUGGGCAGAAGAUGCCGCAAUUGGGCUUGGGAACGUAUUUGGCACUCAAGGGCGAGUGUGAGGAUGCCACAAAGUAUGCCAUCGACAUUGGGUAUCGCCAUCUGGACACUGCCUUUUCCUACAACAACGAAAAUGAGGUGGGAAAGGCAAUAAAUGCGAAAAUUGCUGAGGGAGUCGUGAAGCGUGAGGACAUCUUCCUGGUCACGAAGCUGAGCGCCAUCCACCACGAUCCUGAGCAUGUGGAGAGAGCCUGUCGCAUGUCUCUGCGCAACCUGGGACUGGACUACAUCGAUCUGUAUCUCAUGCAUACACCCUUUGGCAUGGAAUUCCACGGGGAUGAGGACACAGCGCCCAAGAACAGUGCCGGAGAAAUGCUAUUCAGCAACACAGACUAUUUGGACACGUGGAGGGCGAUGGAGCCUCUGGUGGAAAAGGGUUUGGUGCGGAGCAUUGGCGUGUCCAACUUCAGCAGCCACCAAUUGACUCGCCUCCUGGCGAAUUGCUCAGUGAAGCCGGUGGCGAAUCAGGUUGAAUGCAAUCCGGGCAUCAAUCAAGCGCCACUGAGGACAUACUGUGCCAAGAAUGACAUCGCUUUGAUCGCAUUCAGUCCCCUGGGCAGGCCUCAUUAUGCCGCGAAGGAUCCCAAGUUCCCCAAACCAGCGCUUUUGGACGACAGAGUGAUAGCCAUGGCGAAGAAGUAUGGCAAGACACCCGGACAGAUUGUCUUGCGCUUCCUGGUGCAACUGGGCACAACUCCUGUGCCCAAAUCCUCCAACAAGGAGCGAAUGAAGGACAAUCUUGAGAUCUUCGACUUCGAACUGAGUCCCGAGGAUCUCUGCGUUAUGCAAUCCUUCAAUACUGGUGAGAGAACGUGUCCCUUCACAGCCUUCACCACCCACAAAUACUUUCCUUUCCACGAGGAGUUCUGAACUCCCGGAAUUAGGGAGUUCAAAAGCGCAUUUUAAAGUUUUGGUGAGACAAAGGAAUCAUGGGAGUAGAUUUCUGUAUCAAUAAAUGCUUAUUG
Phlebotomus argentipes is the source of this 1112-nucleotide messenger RNA. Its product is annotated as aldo-keto reductase family 1 member B1-like. Gene Ontology annotation, cellular component: cytosol. The transcript is spliced from 2 exons. Gene Ontology annotation, molecular function: aldose reductase (NADPH) activity. Lineage: Eukaryota; Metazoa; Arthropoda; Insecta; Diptera; Psychodidae. The coding region runs from base 10 to 1017 and encodes 335 amino acids. The record is from RefSeq and is a predicted model, not a curated record.